AUGGCUGGUAUAAUAUCAGGAAUAUGGGGCAUGCUCUUGGAGGUUUUGUACUUCUGGCAAAGAAGGUUCAUACAAUGGAUGACUCGGAAGAAGCCAGUACGGCUUUGGUCGGAUCUUUUACGAGAUGCCCAGACCUACGAGGAAUGGGAAGAAGCUGCUUUUCAAUUAGAUGUUUUGUUAGGAAAUGAUUUAUGGUCUGUUCACCCCAUACCUGCUAACCCUACAUCGAAGCACUAUGAUUAUCGACUGAUACACGAGCGUCUGCAAUCAAUCAUAAUAGCCCGCGAAGAAGGAGACAUUCUACAACUGGUUAAUCUGCUAAGGUCUGGUCUCGUACGUAAUCUUGGAAAUAUAUGCGCUCCCCGACUUUUCAAUCGCGCAUUUGCGGGUACGAAACUCUUGAUCGAAGAUUACAUUACACAGGUUGCACAAGCUGUUGCGGAUGUAACUCAAUUGCCUACGACACCUGGCGCUGAUGGGAAUGAUGGAAGUGUGAAAGGGUUUAGCAGUCAGGCGAAGUUGGACCUGUUGCAUGACACUCGGCAGGCUUUUGGGAGAAGCACAUUGGUACUACAGGGAGGGGCAAUUUUCGGACUAUGUCAUUUGGGAGUUGUGAAAGCGUUAUUUAAUAGGGGGUUAUUGCCCCGAAUUGUGACGGGCACAGCGACCGGAGCGCUCAUCGCCGCUUUGGUGGGCAUCCAUACGGAAGAUGAGUUGCCAAAGUUUUUGAAUGGGGAGAGUAUUGAUUUGUCGGCUUUUGCGGGGAAGGAAAGGGGGCUUCAGGGUUCGAGUGGAUGGUGGGAUACUUUGACGAGGAGAGUUAGAAGGUUUUAUAGGGAAGGGUAUUUUUUGGAUGUGAAGGUACUCGAGGAAUGUGUGCGGGCAAAUGUGGGUGAUUUGACGUUUGAAGAAGCUUAUAAUAAGACUAAGAGAGUUUUGAAUAUCACGGUAGCCACAAGUGGAAAGGGAGGAGUACCAAAUCUACUUAACUAUCUCACAGCACCCAAUGUUUUGAUAUGGUCUGCCGCCCUUGCAUCUAACGCCUCAACUCCUUCUCUUUACGGAUCCUCCGUUACCCUAAAAUGCAAGGAUCCCUCAACAGGUACAAUAAUUCCCUGGUCCGCUGCUGCAGACGCUACCUUUCGCCCCUGGACCCACGCAUCCUAUACUGAUCGGGACUCACCACUCUCCCGCAUUGCCGAACUCUUCAACGUAAACCACUUUAUAGUCUCUCAAGCGCGUCCCUACCUCGUCCCCUUUCUUCAAUCCGAUAUGCAUGGUCCUUCUCGCCUCUACACUCGCGGUGGACGCACCUCUUUAACAGGCGGUUUAUUACAUCUCAUAACUAUGGAAAUUCGGCAUCGACUAGAACAACUCGAUUCCUUGCAACUUCUCCCUUUGUCGAUUCGCAGAUUUCUGGUAGAUGAACAUAUCCCUGCCGCAUCUGUAACACUAGUCCCAGUUCUAUCCGCAGGUGAUUUUAUUCGUCUUCUCGAGACACCUACCAAGGAAAGUCUAGAUUAUUGGAUCUUGAGGGGGGAGAAAAGUGUUUGGCCGGCUGUGGGAGCACUGAAGGUCAGGUGUGCCGUGGAAACGGAAUUGGAUAGAGGAUAUCAGAUUGUAAGAAGAAGAAAAGCAGGUGGUUUAAGGAGAAGAGGGAGUGUAGCCAAUGAUGGCCAUGGUGGAAAGAGAGAGAGGAGAGCAAGUAGUGUGGGUCGAAAUGGUAGGAGCUCCUUCGUUCAUGAUAAAUCUUGGUAA
Sclerotinia sclerotiorum 1980 UF-70 is the source of this 1758-nucleotide messenger RNA. RefSeq lists its product as hypothetical. The transcript has 4 exons. Gene Ontology annotation, molecular function: triacylglycerol lipase activity. The record is from RefSeq and is a predicted model, not a curated record. NCBI's taxonomy places the organism in Eukaryota, Fungi, Ascomycota, Leotiomycetes, Helotiales, Sclerotiniaceae. Gene Ontology annotation, biological process: lipid metabolic process. Bases 1 to 1758 code for a protein of 585 amino acids.